GGAUGGUGUCACACCCAAAAUAGUUGUUGAUGUGUUACCGUAGACAGUUGAUUUAAAAAUAACUGCCGUGGAUGUACGUGUCGGCAACUUAAAAGAAGUAAUAGGGGAAGUUUGGUGAGACGGUGCGUGUGGGUGCGUGUGUGUGGGAGGGCUGAGGGUAAGAGUGUAUGAAAAACAUUAGCAAAAACAAAACAGAUCAAAAGAGAAAAAGAGAAGAAAGGAAAAGAAAAGAAAAGAGAAGAAGAAGAAAAAAGAAAAACAAAGAAAAAGAAAAAGAAAAAGAAAAAAGACUGUUAAGAGAGGUUGUUACGGUGAAGGAGAGGAGCGGCGUGUGUUCAAGUGUCGUGCAUGCAUUUUAUGCAUCUGUUGCUUUGCAUGCACUCUCUUCUCUCUCCAUUGCACUGCUAACUGCUAAAAAGCCUUCUCCCCUGAUCUCCUUCCAUGGCCUCAUUUCUCUCUCCCCAUUCCUCCCCCUCUCUCACUCUCUUCUCUAAACCUCUUUUAUUUUAGGGUUUUCUUUUGCUUGAUCUCCACUUCUAUGGCCUCCAACCGCUGCAUGAACACGUCUUGCCCAGCCCCCACCUCCCUACACUGGACCAAAGGAUGGCCUCUGGGAUCCGCCGGAUUCGCAAAUCUCUGCCUUAACUGCGGAUCCGCUUAUGAAAAUUUAGUCUUCUGUGAUACAUAUCACUCAGAGGAAGCUGGUUGGAGGGAUUGCAGUUUUUGUGGCAAGAGAAUUCACUGUGGGUGUAUAGUUUCUAAAUCUAUGUUUGAAUGUCUGGAUUAUGGAGGUAUUGGGUGCACAGGUUGUGUGAAAAGAUCUCGACUUGGUGUGAUCCGGAGAGAUGAAAUCUCUAAUGGCUUUGAUGCAGUGACAGGUGGAAAUGUUGGCCUUUUGCGACCUGCUUCUGUUAAGGAUCAAGUGGUUGGAAAUGGAAUUAACGAGGAAAAGCUUUUACAGUUGUGUAACAUCAUGGAGGCAAAUGAACCCGACCACUUUCAGCAAUCUCAAAGAGUUGACAGAAGUGCAUCUCCUACACAAAACAGAGGAGAAAAUCUCAGGAAUCCAUUUGGGGAAGUUGGAUCGAGCUUUUUUAAUAUGAAUAAAAUACCUGUUAAUUGCCAACCAUCUGUUGGGUCAUUUACGUACUCCAAACUAGAUACUAGCAGACCACACUUAGAACUAAAAGAUAUGAAAGAAUCCUUAACUCAGCCAUCACUAAGUAUAACUUUGGGAGUUCCAUUAGGUACACCGAAUUUUGUGGUACCCUGUCCAGGAAGUGCUGCUCACGAGGAUGAAAAGAGCAUUCUGCCAUUUCAACAAGGCCAAAGAUCUCGUCCAAUAUUUCCCAAGCUCAUAAAAACUGGGACCACGGUUAAUUCUGAAGCAAGAAAGGGAAUGGCUCCUCUGGUGCGUAUUGCUCGGCCACCUGCUGAAGGUCGAGGUAAGAAUCAACUUCUUCCAAGAUACUGGCCAAGGAUUACGGACCAAGAGCUAGAACAAUUAUCUGGAGAUUUGAACUCUACUAUUGUUCCACUCUUUGAAAAGGUGCUGAGUGCUAGUGAUGCUGGUCGGAUUGGUCGUUUGGUUCUGCCAAAAGCAUGUGCUGAAGCAUAUUUCCCCCCUAUCUCUCAAUCAGAAGGUCUUCCUGUUAAGGUUCAAGAUGUGAAGGGGAAUGAAUGGACGUUUCAGUUCAGAUUUUGGCCUAACAACAACAGCAGAAUGUAUGUUCUGGAGGGCGUUACCCCUUGCAUACAAUCCAUGCAAUUAAGAGCUGGUGAUACUGUCACUUUCAGUCGGAUAGAUCCUGGAGGCCAAUUAGUCAUGGGAUUUCGAAAAGCAACUAAUUCUACUGAUGUACAGGAUGCCAAGAUUCCUACACUUUCUAAUGGCUCUCAUUCGGGUGACGCCUCAUUCUCUAGGGUCUUUCAGAAUUUGCCUUCAAGAGCUGGAGGAGAUACUAGUUUGCACAAAAGUGAAAAUUUUGGGGGGAUGUCAAAUCAUGUUUCAGGACAACAACCAAUAUUAACCAUGGAAAAGAAAGGGGCUCGAAACAUUGGGUCUAAAAGUAAAAGGUUGCUCAUGCAUAGUGAAGAUGCUCUGGAGUUGAGACUCACUUGGGAAGAAGCUCAAGAUCUACUCCGUCCACCACCAAGUGCAAACCCCACCAUUGUCACUAUUGAUGACCAUGAAUUUGAAGAGUAUGAUGAACCUCCAGUUUUUGGCAAGAGGACUAUCUUCACUGCCCGACCAACUGGGGAACAGAAACAAUGGGCUCAGUGUGAUGAUUGCUCAAAAUGGCGGAGGUUGCCUGUGGACGUUCUUCUCCCUCCAAAGUGGAGUUGUUCAGAUAAUGUUUGGGAUUUGAGCAGAUGUACAUGUUCUGCACCAGAAGAGAUCAGCACAAAGGAACAGGAGAAUCUCCUAAGAGCGAGUAAAGAUUUUAAGAAACGGAAAAUUGUGAAGAGCCAGAAGUCUAUACAGGAACUCGAGCCUUCUGGUUUGGAUGCACUGGCUAGUGCUGCUGUUCUGGGUGAUAGUAUAGCUGACUUGCAGGAAUCAGGUACGACGACCAGGCAUCCCCGGCACCGACCAGGAUGCACUUGCAUCGUGUGCAUUCAGCCUCCAAGUGGGAAGGGGAAGCAUAAAUCUACAUGCACAUGCAAUGUCUGCUUGACUGUAAAACGCCGUUUUAAAACACUUAUGCUACGGAAGAAGAAACGCCAAUCAGAACGUGAAGUGGAACCUUUGCUCAAGGAUAGAAAUCCACAACUCGAUGAAACAGGAAUGAGUGGAACACUGAGGGGUACGUCUCUGCAAACAAACUAUUCAGAGAACGAAGGAAGCCAGAGCAGGAUAAAAGAUGAGGAGGCUGCGAAUAGCAGUGGUCAAAUUGACUUGAACUGCCACCCAGACCGUGAGGAUAUGGAACUAGAGGGAGCAGGAUUAAGCACGAUGAGUCUUGUUGAGGCUGCUAGCCAACCUGUAGAUAGCUAUUCAAAGCAAAUUGGCGUCUCCAGCGUCACGAGUGAGCAGCAGUCCAGUCAACCAAGUAGCGUGGAAAGUGAGAGACGCUUGUCUGGGGAAGUGUAUCAUGGAUCAGGUCACGAGAGCACAAGUGAUGGAUGCAAAGAGCACCAUUGAGAUUUUUUGCUUUGUUUUGUUUUUUUGUUUUUGUUGAUUUGUCAGUUUCUUUUUUACUCACCUGGUAUAUAAAUAAUAUAGACUGAAACACACGUUCGUAGUUCAUUCAGCCUCACUUCUCGCUCUUCGUUUUUCCUAAGAGUUCAUCAAUAUAUGACACAGCUUGUGAAGUCUACCAGUGAUAUAAAGGACUUGUUUUUGGAUACUUUCAAUUGCAAAAGUUGUUUGCAAGAGAGACAUGAUCCAUGAUCUAUUGUAAGCUAAAGCUCCUGAGCGAAUGACGUAACGUAUCAUUAAAAUUGCAGUUUCUCUUAUUGGAAUUGGAAAGAAAGCAUGGGCUUCACCCUCCUAGGGCCAGAUUAGUUGACCAACUUUGAAAGAGAUGCAGGUUGAUUUUCAAACAUCAGGUAAACGACAGAGACGAGUGGAUUUUGAGAUUUUUUUAGAAGUCCGGCCGAGGAUCUCUUUCUGUCUUGGCCGAGUGUUCUGAGAAGAUUCCUAGGCUCAAGCAUUGUUUAUUUCAUUUCAUUUCAUUUAUUAUUAUUGUUAUUAUUAUUAUUAUUAUUACUACUUUGAAGAAGCUCAAGUAUUGUUUAUUGACCUUAUCCAUCGUUAGCUUUCAUUGUGAGUUAUAACCAAAUAAAGUAUCAUUAGUUUCUUUAUUCAUUAUUAUCUAUCGAUAAGAUCGAGAUUAUAAAUAUAUUUUAUGUCGUUGGAGUAGAAGAAAAAGGCAAAUACCGGCCAGUUUUUUUGUCUUUAAUCCAAAGAGCCAAUCGUUAUGAUUUAUAAAACAGCCCUUUGAAGUAUUGGAAUCUAACAUGCCAUGGAUGAUGGUGGGUUUAGAAAGGCAAGACUGGAGCUUGAAGCACUUUACGAGGGGGUGCCAGACGAUUCGGUUAAUCUAACGUUUCGACAUCUCACCGAUGUGAAUCUUCAACCCAACUCCUCUUUCGAAAAGAGAAGAGCCAACCCAUCAAUUCCAAUCCCAAUCCCGAUCCCGAUCCCAGGAGAUAAGGAGACUACACCAUUAAACAAACUCCCCAGCCUAGACUUCAACAGAGCUCUGCAAGCGGCCAACCAACACUCCCGCCCCGAUGCUAAAAUCAGCCUUCAUCCGAGUGCGCAGGUGGAUGGAACUGGUGGCCCGCUGCAUGCCACUGCCGGCGACAUUCAAAGCCAUCCGAAGUCGCAGCAUGAGCAUGUGGGUGGGUUGAGGCCAGCUUUGGAGUACAGUGCGGCCUACGAGGAGGCAAGCCGUAUCGGCGGUAUUGGUUCCAUGUAUGAUCAUCAUAGAGCUACCGCGGGUAGCCGCCGCCCUGGGAUUCCUCACUCCAAUAUCUGCACCAACUGCACCACCUACAUCUAUAUCUUCCGACAUCGUUGCCUGGUCUGUGGAAGAGUUUACUGUCGGCAAUGCGUAAGAAUAGGGAUGGGGGAGAUGACUGAGGGAAGAAAGUGUAUCCAGUGUCUGGGAAGAAAAUUCAGCCACAGAUACAUAGGGAAAGCAGGAGAUGUGGGUUGCUUCAGCUGGCGGUACUCAAGUGCGGUGAAGCAGGCAGAGCUCAAGUGGGCGGAGAAAGGGCCUCGACGGAAAGGGGAGAGAGCCCUGCACAGGAGAGGGUACGGCGGUGGCGUAACCAAUUCCAUAAGCAUGACCUCGCCAAGUCAGAGCCCAUGGGCACCCACCACCACCAGCGUCGAUGUUUCCACCAUUUACAGCUCUCGUUUCGCCGUCAUGUCCACCUCGUCCCCUCACUCUCCGGUUCACCGCCACCAUUUACCCUUUUAGCCUUUUCCAUUUUCUCUCUCAUAUGCCCGUUUAGUCUAAUUUCAUAAUUUCUUAUUAUAUUCUCUUUGUUUUAAUCUCAAAUACGUUCUUUGUAUUAUCAACCACGUAAAAUGUUUUAAGAUAUUCUGGGAAUUAUUGA
Messenger RNA from Cucumis sativus (cucumber), 5073 nucleotides. Its product is annotated as B3 domain-containing transcription repressor VAL1. Gene Ontology annotation, molecular function: zinc ion binding; DNA binding. The record is from RefSeq and is a predicted model, not a curated record. The coding region runs from base 539 to 3145 and encodes 868 amino acids. Lineage: Eukaryota; Viridiplantae; Streptophyta; Magnoliopsida; Cucurbitales; Cucurbitaceae. The transcript has 15 exons.